Molecule: messenger RNA, 2405 nt
Organism: Manduca sexta (tobacco hornworm)
Lineage: Eukaryota; Metazoa; Arthropoda; Insecta; Lepidoptera; Sphingidae
Product: pyrroline-5-carboxylate reductase 3
Exons: 5
Coding region: 146-997 (283 amino acids)
Biological process (GO): L-proline biosynthetic process
Molecular function (GO): pyrroline-5-carboxylate reductase activity
Source: RefSeq, a predicted model, not a curated record
UAUAUUACUUACUCUAUGAUGUCAACUGUCAAUUCAACAAUCAACUCAUCUGAUCUUGGAAAUUGUGUUGUGGGACGUUUAAAAUCUGCUUUUUACCUAGAAUUUUGCUGUUAGUUGAAAAUUGUACAGGUUAAAAUUCACCACCAUGAACUUAAAAAUUGGUUUUAUCGGAGGAGGAAAUAUGUCUACGGCAAUAUUUCGUGGUAUAAUGAAAAGUAAUGGACACCCUCCAUCAGAAAUAUGGGUGUCGGGACCAAAUUUAUCCAAUCUCAAACAUUGGAGUGACUCAGGUGCUCACAUCACCACACGCAAUGAUGAAAUAUUUAAUAACUGUGAUAUAGUUUUUCUAGGUGUAAAACCUGAUAAGCUACAUGUAGCUAUUAGUCAAUGUCAAAAUAAUGCAAAAAAAAAUACUGAGAGAAAUGUCCUCUUUGUAUCGAUGUUGGGUGGCAUCACUAUUAAGACUUUACACCAAGCCUUAAGGACAUUGGAUAAUUAUGCAAAUGUAAGUGUAGUGAGAAUAAUGCCCAACACGCCUAUGGAGGUUGGUACAGGUGUGUGUCUUUACUCUCAUGAUGACAUUGCUACAGAAGAGCAGUGUACUGUGCUAAGAAAGCUAUUAAGCUGUUGCGGGCUCUUUGAAAAUAUUCCUGAAUCUCUUAUGAACUCAUUGGGAAUUCUCACUGCAUGUGGCCCUGCAUUUAUGUAUAUUGUGAUAGAAUCCUUAGCAGAUGGAGCUGUAAAACUCGGUGUUCCAAGAGCAAUGGCUCUACGUCACGCGUCACAAGUGGUAGCGGGCAGUGGUCAGAUGGUAUUGCAGUCUGGAAAACAUCCUGGAUUGCUUAAAGACGAAGUUUGCUCACCAGGUGGCUCUACCAUAUGUGGUGUCAGUGAACUUGAAAAUGGAAGGCUAAGGGCUACAUUAAUAGCGGCUUUGGAGGCAGCAUCUCAAAAAACUAAAAAUGUUGGUGAAAAUAAAAGUACGAGUAAACAUUAAAAAACUCAUACUAUAACAAUUUUAGAAUGCUUCACUGAUUUUACAUAGCAUUUAAUUUAUAUGAGUCUCAAGCAUAGGUGGUUCAAAUAAUAUAUUAGUAUAUAAAUAAAAAACAACACUCAUACUUAUUAAGCAAACAAUGCGACACUGAUUAAGGUUAAAUGUAGCGCAAGAUUCGAUCUGCUUUAUGAAAUUAGACACAUUAUUAGUAAGUGUUUAAUGCAUAACCGUUUUCAGGUUUAAUGCUUUUAUUUACAUGAUGUAUAUCAAAUUUGGCUAAGCUUAUUUUGAUUUUUUUUCGAUUUACAAAUAAAAUUCUUUGUAGCACAAGCUCACUGUUGAUGUAUAUGUUAGUAUUAAAACAUAUUUGGUUAUGUAACCUUUAUGUAUAAAAAAUUCCUAGAAAGAAUUUUUUCUUAUCUUAAAUCAUGACAUUAAGCACAAGGAUAUAUUAUUUAGGAUUUUUGUCUUAAUAACACAUUUAAAAGAAACUUCAAGUAUUAUUUAAGACAUUCACUUAGUAUUUAUAAUAACUUAUAUAUUAUUAUCUUAACAUUGUAAUGACUUAAAGUCUAUCUUAAGAUAUUAAUUGCAAAACGGCACACAAAGUACAAGCCGUAAAAUCUUUAUUUAUAUUUUAUGUUUUAUAAGUACAUAGUACAUGUUCCUAGAAGUGAUAAACGUCUGUAUAUUAUUAAACUUGAAGACUGUGUUUCCAGUAUUUAUAUUUAAUUUAUGGUUAAGAUUAUUUAUUUUGUUUGAAUUUUUUUUAUUAAUUUAUUUUUGUAAACCGUGUAAAUUUCGUUGUCUUAUUUGCUGUGAUUAUCUCAUUUACAGAGUAAAAUUUUCGGUUUGUUCUUAUUUAAGUUGGCCUUGAAAAUGAACUCAAUAUCUUCCUAUUAGUGAAAUAAAUAAAAAUCAGUAUGUUUAAGUAGUACUUCCUGAGACAAGUGUCUUCAAACAAACAAACAAACUCUUCAGUAUUAUAUAUUAGUAUAGAUUUUAUUAUGAUUUUAUGUGUGUGGAUGGAUGGCGAACGCAGUAGCAUACCAAACAAUACUUUGAAAUUCAAGGUGUUGGAUGGUGUUUCCACUGUUUAUGGGCGGUCGUAUUGUUUAUCAUCAGGCGAACGGUAAGUUCGUCUUGUCAUUAAGAGGAAAUGAAAAAAAAAAUAUUGAGGUCUUGUCGAAGGAAAAAUUCCUGCGUAUGUACUUAUUUAUAACUUUUGAAAUACUCACGGUCGUCGCUGCCCAUUGAAAUACCAACCAGAGGAUUUCUGUGUAUUUUAUUCCGCCUGCCGAAGAUGCAUGACGCUUCUUGUCUUGACACUGUGUUCUGGCUUCACUACGAUUUCAAAACCCAUACUUCUUAAUUUGUGUGCAUUCAAAAAUAAAAGUUCAUAGAAAAA